Messenger RNA from Frankliniella occidentalis (western flower thrips), 2154 nucleotides. It is a transcript of the gene SCOT, whose product is annotated as succinyl-CoA:3-ketoacid coenzyme A transferase 1, mitochondrial. Gene Ontology annotation, molecular function: succinyl-CoA:3-oxo-acid CoA-transferase activity. Gene Ontology annotation, biological process: ketone body catabolic process. Lineage: Eukaryota; Metazoa; Arthropoda; Insecta; Thysanoptera; Thripidae. The record is from RefSeq and is a predicted model, not a curated record. Gene Ontology annotation, cellular component: mitochondrion. The coding region runs from base 191 to 1789 and encodes 532 amino acids. The transcript is spliced from 11 exons.
CUACUCCGUUUGCUAGUCACAAAGCCGGCACCCCGCGCCCGCGUUGUUGCUCCUUUUAUUUUCUCCUCUUCACCCGCAUAAAAUAUUGGAAAGUAAACACCAAGCGAACCGGGUGACCUUGAAGACCGAAGGCUCGUAGGGCGUAUUUUGAACCGGCUACGUUGGCUGGCUCGUCUGUCUCUGAAACAUCAUGGCACCAGUGUGGAGUCUUGCUAGCUCUUACUUGCUAAAAAGAUCGCUUUGUCAGUCGAAAGUCACUCCACAAACAUUAUUUACAUCAUGUAAGAUUUUAUCAUGUUCAUUUUCAAAUUCGUCUUUGCUCAGAGGUAGUAAAGUGUACAGUUCCGCUCAAGAAGCUGUCAAAGACAUUCAAGAUGGAUCAAAACUGCUUGUGGGUGGAUUUGGCUUGUGCGGUAUACCAGAAAACUUAAUACAAGCUCUACUAGAUUCUGGAUCCAAAGACCUGACAGUUGUCAGCAACAACGCUGGUGUUGACAACUUUGGCCUUGGUCUCCUUCUUAAAUCUCACAGAAUCAAACGAAUGAUAGCUUCAUAUGUUGGUGAAAAUGCGGAGUUUGAACGUCAAUUUUUAUCAGGAGAACUAGAGGUUGAACUUACUCCUCAGGGAACAUUAGCAGAGCGUAUUCGAGCUGGUGGUGCAGGGAUUCCUGCUUUUUAUACUCCAACUGCAUUUGGAACUUUAGUACAUGAAGGAGGAGCUCCAAUUAAGUAUGAUGGAAAUGGAAAGGUUGCCAUUGCCAGUGAGCCCCGUCAGGCAGCUAACUUCAAUGGAAAGGAUUUUAUAAUGGAAGAGGCCAUUACUGGUGACUAUGCCCUAGUAAAGGCCUGGAAAGCUGAUGAAGAUGGGAAUUUAGUUUUUAGGAAAUCGUCCCGAAAUUUUAAUCCUGUGAUGUGCCGUGCUGCCAAAAUUGGAAUUGUAGAGGUUGAAGAAAUUGUUCCUGUUGGCCAAUUACAACCAGAUGAGAUUCAUCUUCCGGGAGUUUUUGUUAAACGAAUUGUUAAAGGAGAAAAAUAUGAAAAGAGAAUAGAGAGAGUUACUGUACAAAAGCCAAAAUCUAAAUCUGGUUUAGCUCAGACACCAGCUGCAGCUCUCCGAGAACGUAUUAUUCGGAGAGCAGCAUGUGAAUUUACUGAUGGAAUGUAUGCAAAUUUAGGAAUUGGUAUGCCAAUGCUGGCAGCUAAUAUGAUUCCUCCCGGUAUGCGUGUUACACUUCAAAGUGAAAAUGGUAUUCUUGGUCUUGGUCCCUUCCCUUCCAAAGACCAGGUGGAUCCAGAUUUGAUUAAUGCAGGGAAAGAAACAGUCACAGUUCUUCCAGGGGCAUCAUAUUUUAGCAGUGAUGAUAGUUUUGCCAUGAUCAGAGGAGGUCACAUUAGCUUGACGAUGCUAGGAGCAAUGCAAGUGUCACAAUAUGGUGAUCUUGCUAAUUGGAUGAUCCCUGGUAAGAUGGUGAAAGGUAUGGGAGGAGCCAUGGAUCUUGUUUCAGCCAGUGGAACUAAAGUGGUUGUCUGCAUGGAACAUACUAGCAAAUCUGGUGAACAUAAAAUUUUGCCUCAGUGUGAUCUUCCCUUAACCGGCCGAAAUUGUGUUGAUCUCAUCAUUACAGAAAAGGCUGUCUUCUCUGUGGACCGUGAAGCAGGACUUACAUUAAUUGAAGUAGCAGAGGGCGUCGAAGUACCAGAUAUUAUUGCCUCCACGGGUUGUGAUUUUGCUGUUGCUGAAGAACUGAAACCUAUGCAACAAGUAGAAGUUCCUGAAAAAGCCACUUAAAUUAGAAUUUUCUUGAUUUAAUUUUUGAUUUACUGACUUACUUUCCAAGGACAUUAGUAAUCUCACCUCAAAGAAUUGCAUAGAAUUACUUUUAUUAGGAUACUUCUUUUAAGUUCCCAGCUUACUGAUCAUGAGUCUGGCGUAAGCCUGGCAAUGUGUACUUUUUACUUCAGACUUACAUGACGUUUCACAGAGUACUAAACCAACCUGUAUGUGUACUUCUAAUUGGUAUCCAAAACUGUGAAACUGGCCUUUGCAGUUGUGGCUUUAAAGGUGUUGGAUAUUUUAUUUUUGCAGUGUGUAUAAACUUUUGCUGCCAGAUUACUGUACAGAUGUAAAUCAUAAUGAAUUUGUAUAUAUUUUUA